GCAGGUGCAGAUCUGAUGAUAUGUACUUACAGCGAUGGCUUUCUACAAAGUGAUCUGUGUGGCGACUCUGCUGACUCUCCUGACACAAGAGUCUCACUCACAACUGAAUGUGUGUGGUCUGCCAACACUCAACACCAGGAUUGUCGGAGGAGAUGUGGCCCCUGCAGGCAGCUGGCCCUGGCAGGCCAGUCUGCGAACCUCAGAGCCCCACAUCUGUGGAGGAUCCCUCAUUAACAAUCAGUGGGUGCUGACUGCUGCUCAAUGCUGCACCAGACAAGGCGUAGGCACGAGCACUCUGACUGUGGUUCUGGGUCUCCAGAGUCUACAGGGAACAAACCCCAAUCAAGUGUCUCGGGCAGUAUCACAGAUCAUCAUUCAUCCCAACUUUAACCCUGGAACUUUUGAAAACGACAUCUGCCUCCUGAAGCUCUCCUCACCGGUGACAUUCAACGCCUACGUCCAGCCCGUCUGCCUGGCAGCCACAGGCAGCACCUUCUACAAGGGCACUGUCUCCUGGGUCACCGGCUGGGGCAAUGUUGGAACUGGAGUGUCCCUGCCUUUCCCACAAAACCUAAUGGAGGUGCAGCUGCCGAUUGUUGGAAACAGAGAGUGUACCUGUAACUACGGAUUGAGUUUGAUCACAAACAACACGAUGUGCGCCGGGUUAAAUGUUGGAGGGAAGGGCAUCUGUCAGGGGGAUGGAGGAGGUCCAUUGGUGAGCAAGCAGGGCGGUCGCUGGAUCCAGGGGGGAAUCACGAGUUUCCUCAGUAAUAAGGGCUGCGCAGUGCCUAAUAUCCCAUCAGGCUACACCCGAGUGUCCCAGUAUCAGUCCUGGAUCAACAGCCAGAUCACCAUCAACCAGCCGGGCUUCAUCACCUUCACCUCCACAGGGACCGAUGGUGACCUCAGCGUCACCUGUCCUGCCCUGCCACCACCCAUAGCCCAAGUGUGUGGUCAGCCUACGCUCAACACUAAGAUUGUUGGAGGACUGGUGGGCUCUGCAGGCAGCUGGCCCUGGCAGGCCAGUCUGCAAAGCUCUGGAAUCCACUUCUGUGGAGGAACCCUCAUUAACAAUGAAUGGGUGCUGACAGCUGCUAACUGCAUCACAAGGUAA
Messenger RNA from Micropterus salmoides (largemouth bass), 1114 nucleotides. Its product is annotated as serine protease 33-like. Gene Ontology annotation, molecular function: serine-type endopeptidase activity. Lineage: Eukaryota; Metazoa; Chordata; Actinopteri; Centrarchiformes; Centrarchidae. The record is from RefSeq and is a predicted model, not a curated record. The transcript has 7 exons. Gene Ontology annotation, biological process: proteolysis. The coding region runs from base 35 to 1114 and encodes 359 amino acids.